Messenger RNA from Numida meleagris (helmeted guineafowl), 3732 nucleotides. RefSeq names its product hydroxysteroid 17-beta dehydrogenase 2 (gene HSD17B2). Lineage: Eukaryota; Metazoa; Chordata; Aves; Galliformes; Numididae. Gene Ontology annotation, molecular function: oxidoreductase activity. The coding region runs from base 413 to 1390 and encodes 325 amino acids. The record is from RefSeq and is a predicted model, not a curated record. The transcript has 6 exons.
GCUAUGAAUCAUUGGCACUGAACCUCCAGCUGAUGGUUGGAGAUACCACUUUGAUCAUCUGGAGGGAUCUAAAGGAUGUUCUGGCUUCACAAGAUAAUCGUGCUAUACCAUAUGUAGAACAAACUGUAGGCAAAUGUGUUCUUUAGUCUGUUUCUUGUACUGUGCUAAUUUUCUGCAGGUACUGGUGCUGAGAGUGAGAAGAGAUGUGUCAGCAAGAACUCCCAAGCAUAAGCUCAUAGCAUUUCUGUGGCACUCUAUGAUUCUAUGAUUCUCAGUGGAAGCUAAGGAGAAAAGGAAACAUUUGCUGAGGAAAUGUUAUCCGUCUUCAAACCUACUUCUGGGAAACUCACUGUAAGGACACACAGAACAUAUAGCUGUGAUUUUUUUCCCGAAGCCAAGUGCUUGCUGCAUCAUGUCCAUUCCCACUGCUGUCAAUCAUUACCCAGCCGGCACAUUAUGCAGAAGGUGGAGCUGUAAGGCAGAAGGAAUAGAAGGAAGCGACACUGGGAUUGGACACGCACUGGCCAAAUACCUGGAUAACUUGGGGUUCAUUGUGUUUGCUGGGGUCUUGAAUAAGGAUGGCCCUGGAGCUGAGGAGCUGAGGCGGACCUGUUCCCAGAGACUCUCUCUCCUGCAGCUGGACAUAACCAAUCCCACCCAGGUCAAGGAAGCCUACCUGCAAGUCUCAGAGAAGGUGCAAAAUACAGGGCUCUGGGGAGUUGUGAACAAUGCAGGCAUUCUGGGCUUCCUUGCUGAUGGUGAGCUGCUGCCCAUGAGCACAUACAGGCAGUGCAUGGAGGUGAACUUCUUUGGGGCUGUGGAGGUGUCCAAGACCUUCCUGCCACUACUUCGGAAAUCCCAGGGGAGGCUGGUUAACAUGUCCAGCAUGACAGGAGGCAUUCCGCUACCGAGGUAUGCUGCAUAUGGAGCAUCAAAGGCAGCUCUGUCCAUGUUUUCUGGAGUAAUGAGGCAGGAGCUUUCCAAAUGGGGAAUCAAAGUUGCUGCAAUUCAUCCAUCAGGCUUCAGAACAGGUAUCCAGGGCACACCCGAGCUGUGGGUAAAGCAGGAGAAGGAGCUGUUGGAGCACCUGUCGGUGGAUGUGCUGCAGGACUAUGGCAAGCACUACCUCCUGGGGCUGAAAAGCUACCUGCUGCGCAUCCCCACAUACUGUGAGGACAACCUCUCCCCGGUGCUGAGCUCCAUCCUGCACGCGCUGCUCGCCAAGCGACCGCACGGCUUGUACACCCCUGGCAAAGGGGCUUACCUGCUGCUCUGCAUCUUCUGCUACUUCCCACUCUGGUUCUAUGACUUCUUAAUUAGUAAGUCGCUGGGUCUUGAGUCCAUCCCGCAGGCACUGAGGACAUCAGAAGCUGAGGGCAAGGACCUGUAAGGUAUCCAUUGGCAUUUAUCGGAUUUGAGAUCACUGUGGAAAGAACUCUGUUUUGGGACGCUGCUGAUUAUUGUACUGCCUUUGCCAUAUUGAAUUUGUGUUGCCUUGUGAGUGGAGUGAAAUCUUUGUGUUAAGAGCAGUGUUCAGGAAAAGUGGUAACAGAACAGAAAUAGCAGACUCCACAGAUGUGGUCUUUCUGGAGUAACUGUAAUGGUUCCCUCUUUGUCUUUGGUGUAAGUUAUCUCAUGAAGUUAUAUAGCCUGUCUGUUUCAAAAAGCACUGCCAACGCAUGGACAGCUAUCUAACCUGUUUUUUAAUAAAUCUUUUAGUUCACGACCUUUCUAAACAUUAGAAGAAGCUGCAUAUUCCCAUCACUAGAAAGACUUAUAAAUGUUUAAUGCACAUCCUUUUCACUGCAGCUUCAGUAUUCCUUUCUCUUUAGUUCUCUCGCUGUUGGACCUGAGAAAUGAUUGACUUUUUUUCCCCCAAGUUCUGUGAAGUAUUGUUCUGAUGUUUAUGAUGUAUCCUCUCAGGACUGAGCAACAUAAAUAGUAUGGGGGGUGAGAGGAAAGAACAAAGACGGGUGAAGAUCUUCACCAAUAAGCCAACCAUCUCUUUCCUACAGUCUAUUAAUAAAAACAGUGAAAUUGGCUGCUAAUUUCAUGUCGCUGUCUUGGUUGCUCUAUUUUGCCUGUAUAUGCUUGUGCUGCUUUAUCUGUAAUCAUUAGUAAACUAAUUUCACACCUUCUCUCUAGACAGUACUUUAUUUGGUUUUGUGGUUAACAAAGAAUUGAUGAUUUUGUUCAUCUUUUUUUUCCCCCCUGAACACUUGCCUGUUCUUCCUGUGUUUUCUUAAAGGUUGCACUUGUUGUCCUAUGAGUCUUGUACUCUUGGUCACUCCUCCCCUGCCUCCAUUUGUGGUGCCAGGUGCCUCCCUGCCCCUCCUCUGUGUUCCACAGAACCCCCGCUAACACCUGAAGUGGAGCUGUACUCCUAUUUUUCCUACCUUGUCCCCUUUUUAGCACCACUUGGCUUUGUAAGGCUGUGAUGUUCUGGAACAAGCCCCAUCCCCUAAGUUCCCUGAUCUUGCCAUCUGUGUCUUGCUUAACUUCCUUUCACAUGAUGGAAAUGGAAUGCUGUUAUGUUCUGGGCUUUCACUAUAGGUGCAUUUUUCCUAUCCUGACAUUCUCAUCUUCUGUCAUAAUCCUACUUGCAUUACAUAGUCCUGAUCAAAAUUCAAUUAAAUUUGUGUCUGUAAUACUUCUGUCGUGUACCUUGUACAGAAAUACCAGACUCUAUGUGCUCAGAGGAUGCUCUGCAAACGUGGCUCGCUAUUUCAAUUUGUGUCAUGGUUUGGAAAUCCUCCUUUCCUGUACAUCCUGUUGUUAUUAUUGCUUUUUUUCUAUGGUGGCUUACCUCCUUGUGGGUUUAUAUCAGUCCCACUUGUAAACUUUUUUUUAUGCCCUCCUUUCAGGAAAAUACAAUUACAAAUGUUCCUCUCUCUCAGGAAGUCUGUGACUGUUUCAGUCUCUCUACCAAUUUCUACCUUUUAUUUGUGUCACAAAACUUUUUAACCUGAUGCUAAAAAUGUAUAAUAAAAUGGAUUGUUCUGACUUUUUGGUUCUGUUUUGACCUUGUACGCUACUGGCAACCAGCACUACAACCAGCGAGGCUGAAUCCUGGCUGCUUUCAGAGUGAGGGAACUGCCCGACACCCUGUCUUGUCUUGAUCCUGGAUGGAGGUGGUUGUUUUCCACUUUGCAUCCAGUUGAGCUGUAACUUGGAUUGGCUGGAGUUUAGCCCUUAGGUGCUCACAAACAUUAUACAACCCCAGUUCCCCUUGGCAGCCUGUUCACUGUUUUAUGUGGCAAUCUUCAUAAUAAUCCUUAAUCACUGCUGUGUUACUUGGCAGUGGUUAUAAAAUGUAAAUUUUUCUCUCCUUCACUUCCUUAAUAGGAGUAUUACCUUGUGUGUUGCAGACCUAUUAAACUAGGCAUUCACGUGGAAGAUUUGAUUGUUAUUUUUAAAUUAUUUUAACUUCUAUUUGUCGGGAAACUAUAUUCUAAAUAGCAAUUUUACACCUCUUCACCUAAUGACGAAGACGAUUUAGUGAGUCCCAAACGAUUGGGGUAUCAAAGAUUGUUUGUGUUUCAUUCCUAUAGGGAUCUUACUUUGUCUUUUACAGAUAAUUUUAUUGUAACAUAUUAUUGAAUUAUUCAUCAUUUAACAGGUUGCAACGUUAAAGGUGAUUUUUUUUUGUUGUUGUUGUUGUUAAUGGCUUAACUUCAGAAUAAUCCAAGCUGAAAAUGGCUGAUGGCUGUGAGAACAGGAGAAUAAAUUAUG